Messenger RNA from Rhipicephalus sanguineus (brown dog tick), 3210 nucleotides. Its product is annotated as serine/arginine repetitive matrix protein 1-like. The transcript has 9 exons. NCBI's taxonomy places the organism in Eukaryota, Metazoa, Arthropoda, Arachnida, Ixodida, Ixodidae. The record is from RefSeq and is a predicted model, not a curated record. The coding region runs from base 1 to 3210 and encodes 1069 amino acids.
AUGAAACCGUCUACUGACGAGCCGCCCAGAAAGAACGACUCGCCGUCAAAGAAGGAGACGUCCAAGGCUGGUACUGAAGACAUUGAAGCCGAUAAGACCGAAGACACUAACGAUGACGCCGAUGAUUGUCCGCUCACCGAACAGUUCUUCAGGAGCGACGUCGACGACCUGCUAGGGACGCCGAACGAGACCGAGCCACCCGAGAAGGCCUCCUUUUCUGAGGACUUCGACACAGUAGACAGCCCGAGGGGUGACUCUGUAAUUCCCGUGGACAUCGACGACAUUAUACAAGAAACCAACGUCACUCUUUCCCGCAUAGACACAGAGGAAAAGAGACGGCUGUUGGGCAGUGGCAAGUCCGGUCGAACGGCGCGGUCUGCUAGGAAUUCCCAAAGGCUCGCUUCUACUAGCCGCACGCCAAAGCAAAAGAAGACAGGAGGUUCUUCAGUUACGUCGCCGAUGUCACCGGUUGGUAGGCAGCAGCCACAGGCUGCCAAUAGAACUCCCGCCAAAAAUAACGAGGCAUCAGGAAAAGCGAGCUCCCACACGAGUCCAGCACCAGUGGCGACCAGCACUGCGGUGACGAGGGGACCGCGUCCAUCCGCCAAGCCGGUUCCCGCCAGUUCUGGUCGAAUUCCGGCAGCCGACGCGAAUCUAAGAGAACAUACGUCUCGUAACAACUCAUUCAAUCCGAGCCCUGCCCUGUCACCCCGCAGCCUGGCUCCCGAUCAACGCCCGGCGCAUCAGCCCGCGCAGUUUCAGGGACCGUUCUCGGACGACUUUUCGCCCGACACAACUCAGUCGCCGCCUUCGCUCGCGUCUGUUAUGAGCCCGACGACUAACAGAUUAGGGCCUCAAGCCUCCCAUACCGACUUGCACAGAACCGGUCACGUCGCUCAGAGCACAAGACAACGGUCCAGCGCGGCCGCGUCUCGCCACAGGCGAGACAGCAACGGACGCCGUCUGUCGCUUCGAAGACAGAGUCGCGACGGCGACGAAAGCUUUUCGACGACUGAGAGCGGCGGCUCGGACGACCUCUACGCCGACUCCCGGCACAGAGGAAGGAGUCGAAGCUCCCAUUACAGACGGCGCCGCAGGCGCAGCAAAGAUCGAGCUUCUCGAAGGCGCCACAGCAGAGACAGAAGGGGCAGCGCGCACAACGCGAGGGACCCUAGUGUAGGGCCGUUUUACAUACAUCCUUAUUGGAAUGCCCCGUGUACCCAGGAUCCAGCGUACUAUGUGGGCUAUCUGCAAGCUCCGGGUUACCCACAAGUUUCGGCUAACCCCGCGGCACCAGUUUAUCCACAGGCUCCGGCUUACUCACAGGGUGCACCGCAGGCUUCAGCCUCUUCUCGGCCUGCCGCCUUCCAAGGGCCUCCUUCUUCAUUUGCCCCAGCUCCAGUUCAGAGCCCAGUCUACGGACGACCUCCGGAAUACCCAAAGCCGCGUGGUUGUGCGGACGUCUCCGCUCCUCUACCCCCGCCAGGCUACGCACCAAUUCCCGUGUUCCAGCGCUAUAGCAGCGGUCGCGUUUCGUUUGCAGCAGGCGCAGCCCCCAUUUCAAGCUGGUAUACGAACACGCAGCGACGCAUGCCCGCACCCGUUGCGGCACCUCCACGCCCGCGUGACUGGCGUCAGUGGCAGCCGGGACUCUUCAAACCAAGCCUGCCAAGGUACAGCCCACCUCCUCCUACUUUUCCACCUCCGCCCGUGUUUUCCGCGACCAGCUAUGGGUCGUGGCCUGGCGCCGGUUCGGAAGACGACACGUGUCGGUGCCGGGAGUGCUGCGGCGAAUGCUGCAAACAGGCGGCCGCAGUCCGUCGUGAGCAACGACGGAUGGAAUUCAUGAUGUACCGGUCACCCGCGCCGCCACUGUGGCCACGGCCGUUUUCCAGGGCUCCACCGUUCGGUGGUGGCGGUGUGUUGCCGGCACGCAGCACGCCGUGGCUGUGGCCGACAGCCGAUACCGCUGCGGCGGCCGCAGAACCAUACUGGCCGUCCGUCGCCCCCACCAGGCAGUUCAUCUGGUCGACGCGCCGUUUGCCGCGUCACGUGUGGUCCACGGGUGGAAGCUUUUUGUCUAGGAGUCGCUCCUGCCCGCCGCCCGGUUACGAGUACACCGAGGACACUUUGCAGCCCGGUAGCACCGGUUCCUUACCCACCAGUGACACGCCUUCGCCUAUCGUGCGCGCACACCUACAAUGGGGAGAAUCCGCGGAGACGAGGAACCUCUCGGUGCCAGGUGAGAGCGAGCCGCCGUCGCCGGAGUCGCCCACCUCGCCACAGUCUGGGCUGCCGCAGAAGUCGUCAUCAGCUUCGAGCAUCGCGAACGCGCAGAACACUGUGAGCUUCGUAGUCACUCCCACCUCCGCGCCAGAGCAGGACACCGAACAUCAAUCGAUCAUAUGCGAGCUGAUCACCUCGAUAUCAUCGUGCUGCGGCGAAACCGAGGAGGCACCGGCCACCGCUGAGCCGUCUCCCGGUGGCAUGCAACGAAGCAAGUCCAUCAGCCCGGAGGAUUUGGAGGAAGCGUACGAGCAGUCGCGGCGCGCGGGAAUGCCGGGAAAGAAGUCCGUGGUCGCAGAAAUGUCCGUCUUGCUCGGGUCCAGCGAAGGACAGUCGACGGAUACUAGCAGCCGUGCGUCCAGGCCUAUGUCAACCUCUCUCACGAGUCCGGCCAGCAGCGCUUCCAGCCCUAGCGCCCUCGGAUCGUCGUCAAGUACUCCUCGAUCAACUCACAGCGUGCCUCAGAGGAUCUUCUCGGAUGACCUGUUCCGACCUGUGUCGAUGGACGAAGUGCAAGCUGUGGUCGCAUCCGAUGCCUCGGCGAUGUACGGUUGGUACCAGCCCCUGCAUAUCGUGUCGCAGGCUAGCGAGAGCGGUUCCCAGCAGCCCCUGGUACCCGUGGUUCUGGCCCCGGCAGAGCAAGAGCUGCUGUCCGGAGCUGGCGGAGCGAUGGCUGAAGGCCUUGGCGCCGACUUCUUCGACUUCUCGUGGGACGCCCCAGAGGAAGGAUGGCGGCGGAGCUACAUCCUGGCAAGGCCCGACCGCGCAAGCUCAGCUGGAAGUAGCGCCGACGCAGGACGCUUUUCCUGGUCCUCGGACGAGAUGCGGCGUGCAGACGGAGCAGCCAGUGGCCACGGCUGGGGUUCCAGCCGGGACCAAGGGGUGUCCGAAACCGUCUACGAAAGACCCACCACGGUGGUCUAG